GGUUGUGGUCGGACUCCGCUCGCUGUUGUUGUAGUCUCCACACAGCGCGGUGUGUUUGGGGGAGACUCUGAAACGGAGACUCAGUCUGAGAUUAAAGAGCUAAAUGAAUGAUAGCCUGUUUCAAGACUUCUCCUACACUUUCCUACUCAGUUUAAACGUGCUUCCAUAAACACUACAGGACAUUCCACCAAGAGGAAAGUUAAGCUGCUGAAACAGGCGAGGUAAAAGAAUAUGGCAUCAAGAAAACAUACUCAGCAAAUGUCAUCUGGUACCCUCCACAUAAAGACAUCUCACAGACAAACACAGAAACGCAGCAAGGAGAGAAAUCACUACGGUUUGGAGUGUGCAAAGAGUUUUAGUGUACCGAGUGCUCUUAAAAUACACCAGCGCAUUCACACAGGAGAGAAGCCGUAUCACUGCUCAGAGUGUGGGAAGAGUUUUACUGUACAGAGUCAAUUCAAAGCACACCAGCGGAUUCACACAGGAGAGAAGCCGUAUCACUGCUCAGAAUGUGGGAAGAGUUUUUGUCAACACAGUAAUCUCCUAAAGCACCAGCGCAUCCACACAGGAGAGAAACCGUAUCACUGCUCAGAGUGUGGGAAGAGUUUUACUCAACUGGGUACUCUCAAAAUACACCAGCGCAUUCACACAGGAGAGAAGCCAUAUUACUGCUCAGAGUGUGGGAAGAGUUUUACUGUACUGAGUCAUCUCAAAAUACACCAGUGCAUUCACACAGGAGAGAAACCAUAUCAUUGCUCAGAGUGUGAGAAGAGUUUUGCUGUAGAGAAUCAUCUCAAAAUACACCAGCACAUUCACACAGGAGAGAAACCGUAUCACUGCUCAGAGUGUGGGAAGAGUUUUUCUCAACAGUGUAAUCUCAAAAUACACCAGCACAUACACACAGGACAGAAACCGUAUCACUGCUCAGAGUGUGGGAAGAGUUUUAAUCGACAGGGUCAUCUACAAAAACACCAGCGCAUUCACACAGGGGAGAAACCGUAUCACUGCUCAGACUGUGGGAAGAGUUUUACUCAAAAGAAUAAUCUCCAAAAGCACCAGCACAUUCACACAGGAGUAAAACCAUAUUACUGCUCCGAGUGUGGGAAGAGUUUUACUGAACAGCGUAGUCUCAAAGACCACCAGCGCAUUCACACAGGAGAGAAACCGUAUCAGUGCUCAGAGUGUGGGAAGAGUUUUACUAUACAGCGUAAUCUCCAAACACACCAGCGCAUUCACACAGGAGAGAAACCAUAUCACUGCUCAGAGUGUGGGAAGAGUUUUACUCAAAAUAAUAAUCUCCAAAAGCACCAGCGCAUUCACACAGGACUCAUUUACACAGGAGAAAAGCCGUAUCACUGCUCAGAGUGUGGGAAGAGUUUUAAUCAACAGGGUAAUCUCAAAACACACCAGCGCAUUCACACAGGAGAGAAGCUUUAUCACUGCACAGAGUGUGGGAAGAGUUUUACUGUACAGAGUAAUCUAAAAAUACACCAGCGCAUUCACACAGGAGAGAAACCGUAUCACUGCUCAGAGUGUGGACAGAGAUUCGCGCAACUGAGUCAUCUCAAAACACACCAGCGCAUUCACACAGGAGUAAAACCAUAUCACUGCUCAGAGUGUGGGACAAAUUUUACUCAAAAGAGUAUUCUCAAAACACACCAGCGCAUUCACACAGGAGAGAAACUGUAUCACUGCUUAGACUGUGGGAAGAGUUUUACUGUACAAAGUAAUUUCAAAACACACCAGCGCAUUCACACAGGAGAGAAACCGUAUCACUGCACAGAGUGUUGGAAGAGUUUUAGUCAACAGAGCUCUCUCCAAAGACACCAGCGCAUUCACACAGAAGAGAAACUGUAUUACUGCUCAGAGUGUGGGAAGAGUUUUAGUCAACAGAGCUCUCUCCAAAGACACCAGCGCAUUCACACAGGAGAGAAACCAUAUCACUGCUCAGAGUGUGGGAAGAGUUUUAGUCAACACAGUAUUCUCAAAACACACCAGCGCAUUCACACAGGAGAGAAACCGUAUCACUGCUCAGAGUGUGGGAAGACCUUUACUAAGGGAAGUCAUCUCAAAGCACACCAGCGGAUUCACACAGGAGAGAAACCGUAUCACUGCUCAGACUGUGGGAAAAGCUUUACUAUACAGAAUCAUCUCAAAGACCAUCAGCGCAUUCACACAGGAGAGAAACCGUAUCACUGCUCAGAGUGUGGGAAGUGUUUUACUGUACUGAGUCAUCUCAAAGACCACCAGCGUAUUCACACAGGAGAGAAGCCGUAUCACUGCUCAGAAUGUGGGAAGAGUUUUACUAAACAGAGUCAUCUCAAAACACACCAGCACGUUCAUACAGGAGAGAAACCAUAUCACUGCUCAGAGUGUGGGAAGGGUUUUACUAAACAGAGUCUUCUCAAAACACACCAGCACAUUCAUACAGGAGAGAAGCCAUAUCACUGCUCAGAGUGUGAGAAGAGUUUUACUGAACUGGGUACUCUCAAAAUACACCAGCGCAUUCACACAGGAGAGAAGCCAUAUUACUGCUCAGAGUGUGGGAAGAGUUUUACUGUAUUGAGUCAUUUCAAAACACACCAGCGCAUUCACACAGGAGAGAAACCAUAUCACUGCUCAGAGUGUGAGAAGAGUUUUGCUGUACAAAGUCAUCUCAAAGACCACCAGCGGAUUCACACAGGAGAGAAGCCGUAUCACUGUACAGAGUGUGGACAGAGUUUUACUAAACAGACUCAUCUCAAAAGACACAAGCGCAUUCAUACAGGAGAGAAACACUAUCACUGCUCAGAGUGUGGAAAGAGUUUUACUCAAAAGAGUAAUCUCCUGAAGCACCAGCGCAUUCACACAGGAGAGAAACCGUAUCACUGCUCAGAGUGUGGGAAGAGUUUUUCUGAACAGUGUAAUCUCAAAAUGCACCAGCACAUUCACACAGGAGAGAAACCGUAUCACUGCUCAGAUUGUGAGAAGAGUUUUACUAAACAGAGUCAUCUCAAAAGACACCAGCGCAUUCAUACAGGGGAGAAACCGUAUCACUGCUCAGAGUGUGGACAGAAUUUUAGACAACAGAGUAAUCUUCGACUACACCAGCGCAUUCACACAGGAGAGAAACCGUAUCACUGCUCAGAGUGUGGGAAGAGUUUUACUCAAAAGAAUAAUCUCCAAAAGCACCAGCGCAUUCACACAGGAGUAAAACCAUAUUACUGCUCUGACUGUGGGAAGAGUUUUACUGAACAGCGUAGUCUCAAAAUACACCAGCGCAUUCACACAGGAGAGAAACCAUAUCACUGCUCAGAGUGUGGGAAGAGUUUUACUGUACAGAGUCAUCUCAAAACACACCAGCGCAUUCACACAGGAGAGAAGCCAUAUCACUGCACAGAGUGUGGGAAGAGUUUUAAUAGACAGAGUCAUCUACAAGAACACCAACGCAUUCACACAGGAGAGAAACCGUAUUACUGCUCAGAGUGUGGGAAAAAUUUCAGGCAUUCAAAGACUGCAAAGACACACAAGUGCACUAAAAGCUGUGGAGAAUAUCAGCAGUAGUGAGUGUAACCUUACACAUCCCAGAUUUCUGUCUAUUUUUGGGGAAAACCACCUCUUUAUUUUUACACUAUUUGUAAAACAUAAGCAUUAAAUGAAAUGUUAUGUCCUAUGCUGAACAUCAAGUCAAGCCUAAAGCUCAUACACCCAGUGAGAAGGUGUGGUACUGCAUGUUCUCUCCAAAAUGUUCACAUUGGUCAUGCUGUGGAAAACAAACCGAGAAGCUCCACAUUCAAUAAUAAGAGGCUCUUAACUUUCUAAUUCAGUAGAUCUGAGCUAGUAUAGAGUUUCUGAUGCAGUGACGGAUGUUUUGACAAACAUUUGACAGUGUGUUUGGCUCUUUAUCCUUCUAUAUCUCUCUCUCUCUCUCUCUCUCUCUCUCUCUCUCUCUCUCUCUAUACCUCCCUCUCCCUCUCUCAGCCUGCUAUUUCUUUCUUUAAACUUUUUAGUUAAACCUUUGCAUUUGAGGUAAUGUGUGUUGGGGGACAUAUUUACCUGUUCAGAUUAUCUUUCUCCAUUUUUCUCUAUGAUUCUAUACAUAAUGUUUUUGUUUUUAUGUUCUUUUAAACUUGAAAAAAAAUCCUAUUAAAUUUCAUGAUCUAUUAAUCUUUUGAAAUUCAUGGUUUAAAUAAAGAAGUGGCACAUUGUACUGUCA
Colossoma macropomum (tambaqui) is the source of this 4195-nucleotide messenger RNA. Its product is annotated as zinc finger protein 658B-like. Gene Ontology annotation, molecular function: RNA polymerase II cis-regulatory region sequence-specific DNA binding; DNA-binding transcription factor activity. The record is from RefSeq and is a predicted model, not a curated record. Gene Ontology annotation, biological process: regulation of transcription by RNA polymerase II. The coding region runs from base 232 to 3543 and encodes 1103 amino acids. The transcript has 5 exons. Lineage: Eukaryota; Metazoa; Chordata; Actinopteri; Characiformes; Serrasalmidae.